Molecule: messenger RNA, 1510 nt
Organism: Sarcophilus harrisii (Tasmanian devil)
Lineage: Eukaryota; Metazoa; Chordata; Mammalia; Dasyuromorphia; Dasyuridae
Gene: EMX1
Product: empty spiracles homeobox 1
Exons: 3
Coding region: 115-927 (270 amino acids)
Biological process (GO): neuron differentiation; central nervous system development; regulation of DNA-templated transcription
Molecular function (GO): DNA-binding transcription factor activity, RNA polymerase II-specific; DNA binding
Source: RefSeq, a predicted model, not a curated record
CGUGUGUUUUCGCACACCCCGCACGGCGGCGGCGGCGGCGGCGGCAGCAGGGACGCGGUCCGCUCCACCCCCCACGGAGCCAAAGAAGCCCCCUCUCUCGUUCGGGCCCCGAUCAUGUUCCAGCCCGCGACCAAGCGCGGCUUCACCAUCGAGUCCCUGGUGGCCAAAGACAGCGGCGGCCCGGGCGGCCCCGGCGGCCCCGGCCCGGGGCCCGGAGGCGGCUCCCACCACUUGGCGGCCCCGGCGGCGGCGGCCGGUGAGGAGCCCCUGCGGCCCACGGCGCUCAACUACCCCACGCCAGCGGCCGCCGAGGCGUUCGUGAGCGGCUUCCCGGCAGCGGCCGCGGCCGCCGCCGCCGCCGCCGCCGCGGCCGCCGGCCGCUCCCUCUACGGCGGGCCCGAGCUCGUCUUCCCCGAAGCCAUGAACCACCCGUCCCUGACCGUGCACCCGGCCCCCCAGCUCGGAGCCUCCCACCUCCAGCACCCGCACUCCUUCUUCGGAGCCCAGCACCGGGACCCCCUCAACUUCUACCCUUGGGUCCUGCGCAACCGUUUCUUCGGACACCGCUUCCAGGGGAGCGAGGUUCCCCAGGACAGUCUCCUCCUGCACGGCCCCUUCGCCCGAAAACCCAAGCGGAUUCGGACGGCCUUCUCGCCUUCGCAGCUGCUGCGGCUGGAGCGCGCCUUCGAGAAAAACCACUACGUGGUGGGCGCCGAGCGGAAGCAGCUGGCGGGCAGCCUCAGCCUCUCCGAGACCCAGGUGAAGGUUUGGUUUCAGAACCGGCGGACAAAGUACAAGCGUCAGAAGCUGGAGGAAGAGGGCCCCGAGUCGGACCAGAAAAAGAAGGGCUCCCACCACAUCAACCGGUGGCGCAUCGCCACCAAGCAGGCCAACGGCGAGGACAUCGACGUCACCUCCAAUGACUAAGAGGGGGCCUGGGGAGGGGGGGCAGCUGAGAAACCAAUGAAGGGAGCCAGGGGCAAAGGGACAUCGGACUGGACUCCGGGGAGACCCAGUGGAAACAACCGCCGAACCUCCUGAGCUCCCCCGUGCGCCCAGGCCCAGGCCUCCGCCUCCCUCCGUCCCUGCCGGGCUGGGCAGCAGCAAGUGGACGGCUCCUGCUGGGGACUUCCAAGGCACUCAGAGACUCGGGCCAGCCGACCGCAGGGGGAAGGCGCAGCAAGGAAUGCCUUCCUCCGGGUUCUGUCUCUUCCAAACUCCUCGGGCUGGACGGGGUCAGGGACCUGCAGCAUCAACUCUGGCUCAGUGAGCCUGUCAGCCUCGCCCUGGGACUCCCAACCCCGAUCUCCUACCCAAGCCUUCUCUGUUCCCUUUGCCUUUUCUGUUCUUCCCUCCUUCCUUUGAACGAGUUUUUAUUUUAAUUUAUUUCUUGUCCAAAGGCCCCUCUGAUCCCCGAUCCCCACUUCUCUACCAUGACCCCAGCUAUAGGCCUUAGUGACAUCCUCCUGUGUCUCCCUUCCCUGUGGAUAAUAAAACAAAAAACAAAAAA